Cyphellophora attinorum is the source of this 3591-nucleotide messenger RNA. RefSeq lists its product as uncharacterized. NCBI's taxonomy places the organism in Eukaryota, Fungi, Ascomycota, Eurotiomycetes, Chaetothyriales, Cyphellophoraceae. Bases 1 to 3591 code for a protein of 1196 amino acids. Gene Ontology annotation, biological process: transmembrane transport. The record is from RefSeq and is a predicted model, not a curated record. The transcript has a single exon.
AUGGACCGGCCAAUGUUCGUCGGCAGCCAGCUGUGGGGCGUACGGUCGCACCUUCUCAGAGCAUGCGUUCUGCUCUCGUGCUGGACCGCAAUUACACGCGCAGCCUAUGUCGAGUUCAGCAACUGCCUACCAAGCAAUGUCAUUAAGUCCGAUCCACAGCUGCUGCAGUUCGUGCCGCUGAACGUCUCGGUAUUCUUCGACGCGAACGCAGACAAUCAGCCUAUCAACCUGACGGUCUAUGGCAAUGUGACAGGCAAAGCUACGGACGAAGUCUACCCUCCACCGUCCGAUCCAUCAUGGAACGACUCAUCGAGCCUUUUUGGCAAGAUCCCAGAUUUUGUACCGGGCUACACAGCAAGGACGACGCUAUUGGGACGGUUCAAUGUCCUCAGCUAUACACCUUACACAGUUGAGCCAGUGCGGUUCUGCAAUGCGACCACUCAAGGCGAGUGUCCAUUGGGGCCGUCGUUCUUCGCCAGCCGCUACGAUCUAAACGAAUUGUCAGCUUUCGAAGUCAACGCUCAGCUGAACUCAUCAUAUUCCUUCACAACACUCAAUGCGCAGCUUCGCAUCUUAGCUGGUGAUAUUGGCGCAAGUCCGUACGGUUGCAUACAGGCAUCGUUCACGCCAGAUCUCGGCGGUAUGCUCAAUGAUCUGCUCAGAUACCUUCCACUGGCAAUACUCAUUAUGGUCGGUGUUGCGACUGUCGCUGCGGCAAUCUGGAGUCCAUGGGGCAGUUCGGAUAUAUUCCACUGGACCAGCAAUUUUGGACGAGACGAAGAUCUACUACGACUUGUGACGCCAGGUUUUGCGGAUUGCCUGCAGUAUAUCCAAUUCGUCGUGCUCACUGGGAGCUUGACGCUCAAGUACCCUGGCUUCUAUCAGCCCAUCGUGAGCAGGGCUAGCUGGUCGGCGCUCAUGUUCAACGAGAGCCUGGUCACUGACACCUACUUUACGCCAGUUGAGGACGGUGUUUACCAAUACGGAAACAGCUCCGUCUAUGGCCUGGAUCGCAUGACGCACCUGGUUGGCAUGGGUUCUUCUCGAGAUACAUGGGCUGGAAUGAUUACCUGGCUGGUCAUCCUCGUCGUCGCCACCGCAGUGCUCACCCAGAUCGGCUUCGCAGCUCGCUGGGCGUACCGUCAGAUUGCCAAAAUCGACACCGAAGAUCUUCGCUCUAAGAAUGGCCCGUUCACCGCCGGCAACUGCAUUCGACUCUGCCUCAAUUACUUCAUCCUUCCGCUAACAGCAAUCUCAUUCUAUCAGCUUGUGAAGGCUAGCACCGGCCCGUCGUAUUCAGUCGCCAUUGCAGCAAUCGUCCUUGUUGUUACUAUCCUCUUUUCAGUCCGGCUUUUCUUCCUCUUUCUACGGACAAAACCCAGAGCUUUCCUCUUCGACGAUCUUAUCACAGUACUGGCGUACGGACCACUGUACAACACAUACUGCGACGAUGCGGCGAUGUUCGCGCUCAUGCCCAUUGGCGUGAACUUUCUGCGUGGCAUCGCAAUCGGCGCCGUUCAACCAUCUGGAGUCGUCCAGGUGGUGCUCCUCGCUAUCUGCGAGAUCAUCAAUAUUGUCACGCUCAAUGCGUUCCGACCAUAUCCAACGGCAACGUCGAUGAACAUCUACCACACUUCAUUCGCCGUCAUUCGCUUCAUUACGAUCCUGCUUUCGAUUGCAUUUGUACCUUCGCUCGAUGUGGAUCCAGCUGCUCGAGGAUGGAUCGGCUACGCAAUAUUGCUGAUUCAUGCAUGCGUCUUGGUCUUCGGCUUCUUCCUCAACGCGAUACAGACGCUUGUCGAAGUCAUUGCCCGCAUGGCUGGCGCUGGAGGGCACGAGGGAGAUGGAAGCGCAGCAAGAGGUGGCCUUGUCAAGGUCUUCGGCAUGCGUCAAUUGUCACGGAGGACACCUAGACACGCUGGCCAAGCGCCGACACGAGAAAGCAUGGCUUCGCACGCCGGCAUGCUAGAACGAAUGAGUACCGACCCGAAGGACCUGCACAUGGCGAGAAGUAGGACUCGAAGUGUAUCAGCAAGUUCGACUAUGCUACUGCAGCAACAAGCUAGAGAGAAUCGCGCUCGGAUGAGUCAGAACCUUGACGGCCUCAGUGGUGGAAAUACACCGGACACGUCGAGCGUCAUGUCUAAGAGGCUAACGAACCGCUUCAGCAGUCAAUCUGGCGGAGGCAUCAUAAAUUUGCAGCCGACAGUCGAGAAAAAGGAUCCAUACUACCGACCACCGAGAAGAAACACCAUGGAUGCUCUAAACUCGCCAGAUAAGCAGCACUCGAGCAUGGAUUGGUCGAGCCCUAAAGCAGGACUAAUGGCUGACGAGGAUGCUGUAGCAGAUGACGACGCAGGCGAAGGCACAUCACAUAUAGGCCGGCACGAACGGGACGAAUUCGAGGACGCGCCAGUUGAUUCGUCUGAUCCCGCUAAAGACUACGCGGUGCGUGAAGUCGACUUCUACUAUGGCGUUCGUGGACCAGCCCUAUCUAGUGGGACGCGGAAGCUCAAGACUGGGCCAGCAGAUCCGACUGGGCCCGUAUCGUCGGCUAGUGGUUGGUUCAAGAAUCUGCUUGGUGGCAAGACGAAGGAGAAGCACAAAGGUUUCGAGGUUGUGCGGAGUGCCCGCGCGCCGCCCCCGGGCCUAAUGCCCCCACAGGCUGCAGCAGCAGACCCUGAGCGAGACGGUCAUGAGCCGUACCGGGAUAGUGUACAGACGCCGCUACAGACACCCAAUGCAGUACGGACAGCUCGAAGUAUGACCGACAUGCAGCAGCAGGCGUCGCAGAAAAGGAGAGCAGUCGACGAUCCCGAUGACGAUGACUCAUCAGCGAGCUCGCUUUCCGACGAGGAAGACCUGACAUCAAGCCCAAUCACAGCUCGACCUCCCUCAUUACCACUAAUAAACGCCCCUGGCGCAAUCGAGCUACCCAGCCGAUUUGGCUCCGAGAAAUCACGCAGAUCGAGAAAGGCCCAGAAGCGGUCCAGUAAUGACCCGGACGCUCCUGCCGUGCCCGCGAUACCCCGGAAGAGCUCACGGCGACAUUCGUCGCGAGACUUGGACAGUCCACCGCUCUCCUCAAUGCCGCAGGCGACGAGACUUGCUCCCGUACAAGGCUCGCCUAAUGACAAGCGCUCGAGUCGCGCCACAGCAGCGAGUUCCUCGACUACAGCGCGUUUGCCAUUCGCCAACAGCACAAGUGCGACGAGUAGCCUCCAGCCCUCGCCAUCGAAACCCUCGAGAACAACAGCGAACGAUAAUCGUCUCUCUACAGGCGCCGACUCACUAGCAUCGGACUACACACCCGUGCCCUCACCCGAGCCUGCCAACAACCAAGAGAACAUCGCGCCAUUCCAUCAUUCCGCAACACAGCCGCAAGCAUCAUCCUCCCACGCCCGCCACUCCUCCUCGGCACUAGGCAGCCAUCACGCACCAGAUGUCGGUCGUCCGUCCAGCAUAGGCUACGUGGCUCAGCAUCCGCACAUACACCAUGCGCCGAACGCGCACGAAAGUCCAGUCGAGUUUGAAGGCAGUGUUGCUGAGGUGUUGGAGGGUCCUCAGCCUCCCUUUAUUGAGAAGUGGUAG